Messenger RNA from Ylistrum balloti, 2166 nucleotides. RefSeq lists its product as uncharacterized. Gene Ontology annotation, molecular function: calcium ion binding. Gene Ontology annotation, biological process: negative regulation of protein sumoylation. Lineage: Eukaryota; Metazoa; Mollusca; Bivalvia; Pectinida; Pectinidae. Bases 1 to 2166 code for a protein of 721 amino acids. The record is from RefSeq and is a predicted model, not a curated record. The transcript has 3 exons.
AUGACUGACGAGGUCCACGAUGGAAAAAUCAUUUGGAAUCAAAGAGUCAAGGGAUUUCUCAUGCCAUUUUCAAGUCUAGUCACUUCUCAUGACUUAUUCAGAGCCAAGGGAUUUCUCAUGCAGUUUUCAAGUCUAGUCACUUCUCAUGACUUAUUCAGAACCAAGGGAUUUCUCAUGCCAUUUUCAAGCCUAGUCACUUCUCAUGACUUAUUCAGAACCAAGGGAUUUCUCAUGCCAUUUUCAAGUCUAGUCACUUCUCAUGACUUAUUCAGAGCCAAGGGAUUUCUCAUGCCAUUUUCAAGUCUAGUCACUUCUCAUGACUUAUUCAGAGCCAAGGGAUUUCUCAUGCCAUUUUCAAGUCUAGUCACUUCUCAUGACUUAUUCAGAAUCAAGGGAUUUCUCAUGCAGUUUUCAAGUCUAGUCACUUCUCAUGACUUAUUCAGAACCAAGGGAUUUCUCAUGCAGUUUUCAAGUCUAGUCACUUCUCAUGACUUAUUCAGAAUCAAGGGAUUUCUCAUGCCAUUUUCAAGUCUAGUCACUUCUCAUGACUUAUUCAGAACCAAGGGAUUUCUCAUGCCAUUUUCAAGUCUAGUCACUUCUCAUGACUUAUUCAGAACCAAGGGAUUUCUCAUGCCAUUUUCAAGUCUAGUCACUUCUCAUGACUUAUUCAGAGUCAAGGGAUCUCUCAUUAUUGUUUAUGAGUGUGUAGCCCCUGACACACCAAAGAAAUUGUGUUGUUGUUUUGUGGUGUGCAUUUGCAUCAUACCACAACAACAUCCCCACCGACAACAUCCCAACAACAACAGCCCUACCAACAACAGCCCUACCAACAACAGCCCUACCAACAACAACCCUACCAACAACACCACCACCAACAACAGCUCCACCAACAACAGCCCUACCAACAACAACCCUACCAACAACAUCCCCACCAACAACAGCCCCACCAACAACAGCCCCACCAACAACAACCCUACCAACAACAGCCCUACCAACAACAGCCCCACCAACAUCCCUACCAACAACAACCCUACCAACAACAGCCCUACCAACAACAUCCCAACAACAUCCCCAUCAACAACAUCCCUACUUACAACAGCCCUACCAACAACAGCCCUGCCAACAACAUCCCAUCAACAACAUCCCAACAACAUCCCCACCAACGAAAGCCCUACCAACAACAUCCCCACCAACAACAUCACCACCAACAACAGCCCUACCAACAACAGCCCUACCAACAACAACCCCACCAACAACAUCCCCACCAACAACAUCACCACCAACAACAGCCCUACCAACAACAGCCCUACCAACAACAACCCUACCAACAACAACCCCACCAACAACAUCCCCACCAACAACAUCACCACCAUCAACAGCCCUACCAACAACAGCCCUACCAACAACAAUCCCACAAACAACAACCCCACCAACAACAUCCCCACCAACAACAUCACCACCAACAACAGCCCUACCAACAGCCCUACCAACAACAACCCUACCAACAACAUCACCACCAACAACAGCUCCACCAACAACAGCCCUACCAACAACAACCCCACCAACAACAUCCCCACCAACAACAGCCCCACCAACAACAGCCCUACCAACAACAACCCUACCAACAACAGCCCUACCAACAACAUCCCAACAACAGCCCCACCAACAACAUCCCUACCAACAACAACUCUACCAACAACAGCCCUACCAACAACAUCCCAACAACAGCCCCACCAACAACAUCCCUACCAACAACAACCCUACCAACAACAGCCCUACCAACAACAUCCCAACAACAUCCCCAUCAACAACAGCCCCACCAACAACAGCCCUACCAACAACAUCCCAACAACAUCCCCACCAACAACAGCCCCACCAACAACAGCCCUACCAACAACAACCCUACCAACAACAGCCCUACCAACAACAUCCCAACAACAGCCCCACCAACAACAUCCCUACCAACAACAACUCUACCAACAACAGCCCUACCAACAACAUCCCAACAACAGCCCCACCAACAACAUCCCUACCUACAACAGCCCUACCAACAAAGCCCUACCAACAACAUCCCUACCAACACCAUCUCUACCAACAAUAUCCCCACCAACAACACCCCUACAAACUUCAACCUUAUCAGCACAAGACUUACCAGUACUCCAAUAA